Messenger RNA from Colletotrichum godetiae, 447 nucleotides. RefSeq lists its product as uncharacterized. The transcript has 2 exons. Bases 115 to 447 code for a protein of 110 amino acids. NCBI's taxonomy places the organism in Eukaryota, Fungi, Ascomycota, Sordariomycetes, Glomerellales, Glomerellaceae. The record is from RefSeq and is a predicted model, not a curated record.
CUCAUCUCAGACUCAACAUCUCAGCUCUUCACCUCUCACUUGAAUACUCAUAGACAUCACGCUCUUCAUAUCAACUACUACUCUCCUCAAGCUUCACUCCACACUACAGCCAAGAUGUCUGUAUUUACCAUUUCUACUUUCCAGCUCUUGUCUGCGCAUAAGCUGGAGGAGCUAAGAUACGAGGCCAAGUUGCAAUUCUACCAAGCCCAUGCUCUCGACCUUGCAUUCUGCAAUGUUGCCCUCGAGGACUACAUCUAUGCCUUCAUUGAGGGAUACUACAAGCACCAGAACUGCGCCACUUCAACCUCUUCAGCCUUGCUCGCCUCAGACGAUGCUUCAACGAAGCCCAAAUCUAGCGGCCAUCAAACCCACACAUACACGACUUUGGUCUGCUUCUCGUACAGCCACCGGGCGCCAUACUUUCUCCACUCCGGAGAAGACUACUGA